Aspergillus pseudonomiae is the source of this 1972-nucleotide messenger RNA. Its product is annotated as Cupredoxin. The coding region runs from base 4 to 1770 and encodes 588 amino acids. The transcript has 2 exons. Lineage: Eukaryota; Fungi; Ascomycota; Eurotiomycetes; Eurotiales; Aspergillaceae. Gene Ontology annotation, molecular function: oxidoreductase activity; copper ion binding. The record is from RefSeq and is a predicted model, not a curated record.
AUAAUGGGGCUGCUAUGUGCAAAUAUGCGACGUAUCUUGCAUACACUCUGCCUGGUCCUAGGGUUGGUGACAGCAACUCAGGGCCAUCUCGUUCUUCAUGACGACUCCUUUCAGCCAGACCAUAUCCUUCGGGUGACGGCUCAGAAUUUCAACCAGGCAUGCAUGGACCGAUACUCAGUCUUGGUAAAUGGGUCGCUUCCAGGCCCCCAGCUACAGAUCCAGGAGGGUAAGGUGAACUGGAUCCGUGUCUACAACGAUAUGGAGGAUCGAAAUGUCACAAUGCAUUGGCAUGGCCUUUCUGCCUUUACUGCACCCUUCUCCGACGGUACUCCCAUGGCUAGUCAAUGGCCUAUACCCCCUGGCCACUUCUUUGACUAUGAAGUUCGCCCUGAGGUCGGCUAUGCUGGCACGUAUUUCUACCAUUCCCACGUUGGCUUCCAGGCCCUCACUGCCUGGGGUGCACUUAUUGUAGAAUCGGCCCAACCAUCCCCAUACCAGUACGACGAAGAGCGUGUUAUCGCUCUAUCAGACUUCUUCGCUAAGACAGAUGAAGAGAUUGAGGACGGCCUCACCUCUACUAACUUCACAUGGAGUGGAGAGACCGGCGCGGUCCUGGUGAACGGCCAAGGCCGACUGGCUAGUAAUGCUACUGGGUCAUGCAAGCUGGCCGCUAUCAGUGUCGAGCCUGGAAAGACCUAUCGUCUACGAUUUAUUGGGGCAACUGUGUUGUCAUUUGUUUCAUUGUCAAUAGAGAGCCAUGAUGUGCUUGAGAUUAUCGAAGCGGACGGCCACUAUACCAAGCCUGUCAAUACAAGUUACUUACAGAUAUCUAGCGGCCAGCGCUUUAGCGUGCUGCUAAAGGCAAAAACCGAGGCCGAGCUACAACAGACAAAGUCCCGACAGUUCUAUUUCCAACUCACCACCAUGGGCCGGCCAACUGUCCUUACAACCUAUGCAGUUUUGGAGUACCCAUCCACUACCACGACCGAUCUCAUUACUGUCCCUGUCACUUCUCCACUCCCGGUGGCUAAUAUCACUUAUGGCUGGCUGGACUACACAUUAGAGCCAUACUAUCCGGAUCCGAACUUCCCAACUGUUGAGGAAGUAACCCGGCGCAUCAUUAUCAAUGUUCACCAAAACGUCAGUGACCGUACCAUUUGGCUUCAGAACGGGUACGACUGGGUGGAGACAUAUCCCAAGUCACCAUAUCUAGUCGAUAUCUAUGAAGGCAAACUAGACCUUGACGCCUCGUACAAGCGGGCAAUUGCCAGUGGCUAUGGGUUUGACAACCAAACCCGUCUCUUCCCUGCCAAGAUGGGUGAGGUUUUAGAGAUUGUCUGGCAGAAUCAAGGUGCUGUUAAUUCCGGUGGUGUUGAGAACCACCCGUUCCACGCACACGGCCGACAUUACUAUGACAUCGGUGGCGGGGAUGGGCUAUACAACCUAACGGAAAAUGAGCGCCGUCUGAAGGAUACCCAUCCGGCAACUCGGGACACAACUGUCCUCUAUGCAUACAGAAAGACAACGACUGCUCUCCAGCCAUCUGGCUGGAGGGCAUGGCGUAUCCGGGUUACGAAUGCCGGCGUAUGGAUGGUACAUUGCCAUAUCCUUCAGCACAUGUUAAUGGGCAUGCAGACAGCCUUUGCCUUCGGCGACCAGACGGCUAUCAAGGCGCAGUCUGGAACUCCGGAUGCAGGCUAUUUGACGUACGGCGGGUCGGCAUAUGGAAAUGCCACACAUUGCCCACGUGUACGGCACUUUUUUACCUGACGUACUAGGAGUUGUUGAACCUAUCAACUUUCCAGUGGUGUUAUUGUUUAUAUACAUAGAUCGAAUGGGCUAUAAUCGGUACUCCCUAGUAAUCAAGGCCUGAAAAUAAAGGUGCAAUCGACAUUGCGCACCUUCAUAGAAGACCCUGGGAGAUAGAGUCGCCAUGUAAUAAAAUAAUUACCCUCUGUCAUGCGCGUCAAGA